Anthostomella pinea is the source of this 270-nucleotide messenger RNA. Lineage: Eukaryota; Fungi; Ascomycota; Sordariomycetes; Xylariales; Xylariaceae. The record is from the annotation of a GenBank genome assembly.
AUGGUCCUAGAGCCACCCAAGCCUGACCCUUCGUUCACGAAACCCGGCGCCAUGGAUCCAAUGCGGACGCCUCGGAUGAACAACAAAGGAGGAGCCCCAAUGCCCCGCAACAACCGCCUCGCCAUAGUCCUCUUCGGCGUCGCCGUGACGGGCGUGGCCGCCGCGCAAUUCAUGCUGACCCGCCCGGAGCACACACCACAAGUCCAGAAGAACGGGCAGCAGCCGCCGAACCUGCACGUCAGCGUCGACCGGAGCGGCGGGGGAGUCUGA